Fusarium coffeatum is the source of this 612-nucleotide messenger RNA. RefSeq lists its product as uncharacterized. The transcript is spliced from 3 exons. The record is from RefSeq and is a predicted model, not a curated record. Gene Ontology annotation, cellular component: membrane; cytoplasm. Bases 1 to 612 code for a protein of 203 amino acids. NCBI's taxonomy places the organism in Eukaryota, Fungi, Ascomycota, Sordariomycetes, Hypocreales, Nectriaceae.
AUGUCAUCUCUCACAACUUCACCCACAAAGUCCCCUCUGGACCCAAAAGUCCUGCUAAUGUCCUACCUCAAACAACUCCAAGCCAAACCCCUCCGCACAAAAAUGGCAACUCAAGGCUCCCUGUCCGCUCUAACUGAAAUCAUCGCUUCAUACUUUGCUUAUCAGCGUCCUGGAUACGGACCGAUGAUUACUUCGCGUGUUCCGCAGAUGGCAUUUUAUGGAGCUUGUAUUGCUGCGCCGCUACAGCAUUUUCUGAUGACUUUUGCGCAAAAACAAUUCCCUGGAAAGAUUUUGCUGCAGCAGCUUGUUACUAUGUUCAUUUGCUUCCCCAUUCAAAACACAGUCUAUCUUUCCUCAAUGGCCAUAAUCGCGGGCGCACGCACAAAAGAGCAAGUCCAAGGCGCCGUCAAAGCUGGUCUUGUACCCAUGACAAAAGCCAUGUGUGCUAUGCACCCUAUUUUAAUCACUUUUGCAAAAGUCGUUGUUCCGAUGGAGUAUUGGCCUGUUUUCUUUAGUUUGAUUGGGUUUUCGCUGAGUACCUUUUUUAAUACCCUUGCGAAGAUGAGGAGGGCUGCUGCUGAGAAUGCUGAGAAGAAGGACAAGGAGACUUAG